Messenger RNA from Monoraphidium neglectum, 1290 nucleotides. RefSeq lists its product as hypothetical. The transcript has 10 exons. The record is from RefSeq and is a predicted model, not a curated record. Gene Ontology annotation, molecular function: chloride channel activity. Lineage: Eukaryota; Viridiplantae; Chlorophyta; Chlorophyceae; Sphaeropleales; Selenastraceae. The annotation marks the transcript as partial.
AUGCAGCAUGCUGCCCGGCUUCAGCACGCCGCUGCGGCGCCCCAGCUGAUGCGGCCACCAACACACCAACGGGCGCUGUGCGCGACCAUCAGCGCGUACGUCAGGAGCAUAGAGAAGGGUGAUGACCUGGCCAAGAAUCAGCUCUGUCAUGUCAAGCGCGCGUCUGUGCGCGCCAAGGCGUCAGCCAAGGACCCCAGGGUGUUCGAUCACGACAACUGGGACGUCCACCGCAGCACCACGCGCCACGCGCGCCACAUCGCGGGCCUGUGCAGGUCCCAAACUGUAGCCAACCUGGUGCGGCCCCUGUCGUACGUCAUGGGCGUGGCCGUCACGGUCGUUGCGGUCGAGGCGCUGCGCGCGGCCGGCUGCGCGCCUGCAUUUCUGCCCAGCCUGCAGGUCAACUCGGCGCUCUUCGGCCUGACCAGCUUCGCCCUGUCACUCCUGCUCGUCUUCCGCACCAACGCUAGCUACGAGCGGUGGGACAGCGCCCGCAAGAUGUGGGGUCUGGUGCUCAACCGCUCCCGCGACAUCGUCCGGCAGGGCCUGACCCACAUACCGCGCGACAAGCCGGACCUGCGGGCCAUGCUGUGCCGCUGGGUGCCGGCCUUCUCCAAGGCUCUCAUGUGCCACCUGCGCCGCGACAAGAACCUGAGCCAGGAGCUGCAGGGUGUCCUGCUGCCCGCUGAGGUGGACGAGGUGAUGCGCGCCCAGCACCGCCCAAACUACGUGCUGCAGGUGCUGGCCGAGAUCAUCCGCACCGGCCGCGUGCGCGCGACCGCUGCGAUCAGAAUGGAGGAGAACCUCACAUCCUUUGAGGACUGCCUGGGGGGCUGCGAGCGCAUCCUGAAGACCCCCAUCCCACUCAGCUACACGCGGCACACCAGCCGCACCAUGAUGAUCUGGCUGACGCUGCUGCCGUCCGCGCUGGUCAGCACCUGCGGGCUGGCCACCAUCCCCCUCUGCGGCUUCGUCGCCUUCCUCCUGCUCGGAAUCGAGGAGAUUGGGGUCUCGAUCGAGGAGCCCUUCAGCAUCCUGCCCCUGGACGCAAUCUCCGGGUCAGUCCUGACCAACGUGCGGGAGCUGCAGGCGACCCACGACGCCGCCGCGGGCGCGACCGGCGCCGCGGACGCGGCACCCCUGCCCCUGUCGGCGUCGCAGCUGGUGACGCGCUACGGCGUCGCGGCGGCUGAGGCCCAGGUCAGGGGCAUGCACGUGGGCGUGAACGGCGCCGCGGCCGCGGUCGCGGCCAACGGCACGGCCGUGCGGAGCACCCACGCUGUGUGGCCGCAG